Messenger RNA from Miscanthus lutarioriparius, 315 nucleotides. The record is from the annotation of a GenBank genome assembly. NCBI's taxonomy places the organism in Eukaryota, Viridiplantae, Streptophyta, Magnoliopsida, Poales, Poaceae.
AUGGGAGGCGUGGCAUCGGAGCUGGUGGGAGCCAGCAGGGAGAGGCAGAGCAGGAAGAGGAAGCAGUUCCACACGGUGGAGCUCAAGGUGAGGAUGGACUGUGAUGGCUGCGAGCUCAAGGUGGUGGUGAUGAAGGUGGCCAUCCACUGCCAGGGCUGCGCAGGCAAAGUCAGGAAGCACAUCUCCAAGAUGGAAGGGGUGACGUCGUUCAGCAUCGACCUAGAGAGCAAGAAGGUGACGGUGAUGGGCCACGUGUCGCCGGCGGGCGUCCUCGAGAGCAUCUCCAAGGUCAAGAAGGCCGAGCUCCUCGCCUGA